Messenger RNA from Ailuropoda melanoleuca (giant panda), 2824 nucleotides. RefSeq names its product CLN8 transmembrane ER and ERGIC protein (gene CLN8). The coding region runs from base 353 to 1219 and encodes 288 amino acids. Gene Ontology annotation, cellular component: endoplasmic reticulum; membrane. The transcript is spliced from 3 exons. Gene Ontology annotation, molecular function: ceramide binding. Gene Ontology annotation, biological process: nervous system development; lipid homeostasis; phospholipid metabolic process. The record is from RefSeq and is a predicted model, not a curated record. Lineage: Eukaryota; Metazoa; Chordata; Mammalia; Carnivora; Ursidae.
AGCCAGCAGGAAGGCAUCUGGUACCUGGGGCCCCUGCUGGAGCCCGAGAGCAGGAGAGCUCUGGGGCCUGGCUCCCUCACUGAGGCCUUGAUUUAGUCCCUUCCAAGGAGGGGAGAAAGCAGGAGCCGGGCGUGUGUUCCCUGAUCGCUGCUGGCUGCUGGUGGUUUCUGGUCCGGUGCGCCUCCCACCUCUCGAUCUGAACUGGGUGCAGUGGCUCCGGGGCAAGAUCUGAAAGAUAGCUCUCAGGUUGCACACGGGUACAUGCAGACCGCAGAGGCACCUGCACCGACUUUGCAUUCUUGGACAAGGUGCGGCGUGGCCUGGGACGCUGUCGUAGGCUCAGCUGAGGACGAUGACGCCUGUGAGCGAUGGAGGAACGUCAGAGAGCAUCUUCGACAUGGAUUACACGUCCUGGAAGAUCCGCUCCACGCUGGCGGUUGCUGGCUUCGUCUUCUACCUGGGCGUCUUUGUGGUCUGCCACCAGCUGUCGUCCUCCCUCAAUGCCACGUACCGCUCUCUGGUGGCCAGAGAGAAGGUCUUCUGGAACCUGGCGGCCACGCGCGCCGUGUUUGGUGUUCAGAGCACUGCUGCGGGUCUGUGGGCCCUGCUGGCGGACCCCGUGCUGCAAGCCGACAAGGCGCGUGGGCAGCGGAACUGGUGCUGGUUCCACAUCGCCACGGCGACUGGAUUCUUUUUCUUUGAAAACGUAGCGGUGCACCUGUCCAACGCGCUCUUCCGCACGUUCGACUUGUUCUUGGUUGUCCACCAUCUCUUUGCCUUUCUUGGCUUUCUUGGCUCGGUGGUCAACCUGGACGCUGGCCACUAUCUGGCCAUGACCACACUGCUCCUGGAGGCCAGCACCCCCUUCACCUGCAUUUCCUGGAUGCUCUUGAAGGCCGGCUGGUCCGACUCCCUGUUCUGGAAGCUGAACCAGUGGCUGAUGAUUCACAUGUUCCACUGCCGCAUGGUGCUGACCUACCACAUGUGGUGGGUGUGCUUCUGGCACUGGGACGGGCUGCUCCGCAGCCUCUACCCGCCGCACCUGGUGCUCUUCCUCGUCGGACUGAGCCUCCUCACACUCGUCAUCAAUCCCUACUGGACCCACAAGAAGACGCAGCAGCUGCUCCAUCCGGUGGAUUGGAACUUCGCGCAGCCGGCGCCCAGAAGCAGCCGGCCCGCCGGGGCCAACGGCCAGGUGCCGCCGAAGAAGGGGCAGUAGCCGCUGGGGCCCGGACUGCAGCGCGCAGCGGCUCCUGCCUGGGCUCCGCCGGCGUCCCCUGCACAGGCUCACGUAGACACGGGCUCCAUGUCUAGCGCUCUUUCCAACUCAGACCAGCUGUGGCGGUUGUGUUAAUUUCCACGUAACCACAAAGUGUUUCUAAAGCCUUGGUUUGUCUCUGGGGGUGGAUUUUUGCCGUCAUAACUCUGUUGUGUGUUAGGGUUUGUUCCUGCACGCCUACCUGUGUGGGGCCCUGAUCAGCACCAAGGAGGGGAUUGGUGGUGGAGGCUGGGCCACCUGUCCGGGAGGAGGGGAGUGUCCUGUCCGGAAGUGCCUGACGUGGCGCUGUGGCCACCAGCAUGGUCUUUCUGGUCACACGGUCAACGUGUCGUGUGUCCUCUCCGGUCGUGGUGUCCUGCUGAGUUGGAGAGAACUGCCCAAGCUGGAAGGGUGUCCCGUUCGUGCCCCUCAUUAGAGUGUCCUGUAUGAAGCCUGGAGCCCGCUGCACAGUGGUGUGUCCAUUGGGUGGCGAGGGCACGUGGAGACCGUGGGCAAGAGCCACUGCCUGGGACCAGACCCAGCCUGACUGGAGCAUGCACGACAGCGAGGCCUGUGAGGCUGGUAGGUCAGGGGAUAUGUAGGAAAAUAAGAAGUACGUAUUCAUACUCUAUGGCUCACUGAGCAAAAUAAGGGAGAUGUUUGGUAAUCGGAUCUGUCUGGACUGUAGAACCAUUUUGAAUAGACUGAGUUGCCAGUGGACUUCCCAUCCAGACCCUUGUUCCAUGGCUGGUGUUUCUGUGGGUGUCAGGGCCGGGCAGCAGUCGCUUUGCCCUGCACACCGUGGGGCCAGACGGCAGGAUCCGUGGUCCCGGCUCGCUCUGCAGCAGCCCUUGCUGGGCGCUUGGCGGUGCAUCCAAGGUGGUCGCUUUCGCCACGCCGUGCCCAGUGGAAGUCACAGCAGCCUGACACGUGUGCCAGAAGACCCGGGCACCCCCACUUCCGAAAUCUCACUGUGGCCUCUCCGCCUUUACCAGAGACCUGCGUCCCCGCAGCACUGCCUCCUUCUGGGAAGGGAGGGCCCCCAGUGGGUUUCUGUCAGGCAGCAAAAACAGGCACAGAGUAGGUCUGCAAAGUGUUGCAGUGCAAACUUUAGGAAAGUGGGGGUCAUUUCAGCUCACAACAUGUGGGCUGCGGGGGAGACCUGCACACACCUUUUAUUCUGGCCAUGACCGUGCAAUAAAAUUUAAGUUUAUUUUUUACCAAAAGCCCCUUUGACGUGUUUGCAAACAACACGUGUUUAUUGGUCGUGGAAACACCUGACCUGCGCUCAUCCUGGGACACAGAGCUUGCAGUAUGUGUCCUCAGUGCUGCUGCUGCGACUUACAGAUUGUGCUUAGGUCAAGAUGUGCAAUACCUAUUUAUUUCCUUGUAGGAAGUGACUUAGUUCUCAAUUCCCAGCACGCUGCGUCCCUGCAAGGACUGCUAAUGGAAGACUUCCUGGCUCCCUGCUGCCCACGGUCACACCCAGUCUCGUGGAACAGACAUGGCUGGUGUUUUCUGCUGGGACAGAAAUAUAAUAAAGUAACUUAUGUUUAUGGACCCAAA